GACUGGCAUGCGAGUACCAGGAGAAACAAGUUGAGGACCGGCCUUCUUCAUUGAAUAAUGGUACUACAGCUGCACCACCACCGCGCGAACAAGAAGGCGACAGGCAACCUCCAAAUGUUGUGCCGGCGAAUAUCAAAACCCGCACGACCUCGGGGGAUUUCAGUACACCUUCCGCAAUUAAUAUACAAUGCGAGGAAGCUACUUCUACUCCUGCGUUGGUGCCGACCAAAAAUUCAUCGGCUACAACUUCUGCUUCACUUUUUGGCAACGGCGACCAAACCUCCAGCACCAAACUUUUGACCCCGGUGAAAAAGAUCUUAUGCAAGGAUUGCUACAGUGUCGUGGGCAUGGCUUGCAGGAUCACAAGAACUACUAGUACCGAAGAUGGACAGAACAACGAGGCCUCCUACUGGAACUUUUUCACCUCCGGUGGCAUGGUCCUCGACUCUCGGCCGGAGGGCCGGUUUCUGUACCAGGACAUGCGGGUCAGGUUCGACAUCACCGACUACGGGUUCCAGGAGCAACGGGCCUGCUGGGCGCACAUCGAGCGCGCGAAUUUGCCGAGCUGGAAGAUGUUUCAGAUCCAGGACGACAUCAAUGACCGGAUGCUGGAGAAGCAACUGUGGGAAUCCCGGCAGGAGGAGAAAAAAAGACUCGAGAAAUUCGGACUCGUGCAGCACAAAUUCUACGCCGCGGACCACUUGGCGCUGACCAGUUCUGACUCGGAAGAAAAUUUGAAAAAUUUGAGCGAGAUCGUGCAGUCGUUUGGGCAGCGGGGUGGAGGUGGGGCUCCGACCACACAGAUGAACAACAGGACGCCAACAUCAAGUUCGAGACAUCAUCAAUUUGUGCAACAACCACCUACCGGGGCCGGCGGCAGAAGAGGAUUAAACAACAACUUGGCCAUAUGGAAGCGUCAGGAUUGAAAUCGUCAAAGUUGGAAUGAUUUGUAAUGCAUAAAUUCGAUACCAGCUGGAAGCCCAAUUUCCCAGCGGCGCAUGAGAAAUUUCGGCACCGUCUAAAACCAGUCUGUCAUGCUGUUUAGGGACAGAAGGCGCCUUUUGUUAUGCUACUUUAGCAGCUCUAUUCCAAACCCGAAACAGGCUCACAAUCGGCCUCAUUUGCAAUCCCUGCAAGAGAGGCACUCCAUGCCUUGCAAUUUCUGCAUGAGAAAAUAUUUCAACUUUGAGGAUUUCGAUUCUGACGCUUCCAUAGGCCAGCACGUCCAAAGACAACAACGAUAUCUGCCCCACCAUCGAGUCCUUCACGGGGAGCUGCUUGUGUGGCAAGUGUCAGUUCGAGGCGUACGUGUUUCCCAGCGAAAUUCAGCACUGCUACUGCUCGAUGUGCCGCAGAAUGUCGGGGUGCGCGUUUCAGACCUGGGCGCCGGUGCAGUACAGCAUGUUCAAGUGGAAGCACGUGCGCAAAGAAGACCACGUCUCGAACGGGUCCGUGAUUCAGGGCAAGAGCCACCCGUUAAUUCUGAAAAGAACCACGGACCACGGGAAGCGGCACGUGUGUACCGAGUGCGGGACGCACCUGUCAAUCGUGUACGAGAUGGCGGCCAUGCAACAGGGCCACACGAUGUGGCUGGCCCUCGGGACCUUCGACUUUGCGCACGAAGAGACGUUCGUGAAAAAGUUCCGGCAGUACCGGAAAAACGGGUUUCAGAGUCGUGGGAAUAUGUUGAACGGCGGCGGUCCGUCUCUCUCUUCUUCGCUCGUCUAUCAAGAUAACAAGUGUAUGAUCGGUGCUGGUGUGGCAGAUCCCGACCUCCACGCAAGGACGUCGAAAAGAAACAAAAGGCGGAAAAGCAGUGAACCGGUAGCUUCUUCAGGGUCGUUGCUGGUGGGAGGCAGCACCAGCUUGCAUCGUGAAGAACAACACGACGACAAACUACAAACAAGCAAAGAGAUCAUGGAUGCAGCUCCACUAUCAUCGAGGAACAAGAAGCCAGUCGUGGAAAGACUACUCCCAUUCAGUCAAGAAGAUGAGCCAAUAAAGAACCAAAGCAGGAGGAACAGCCCGUCACCUCUAGCUCUACGUGGUGGGACCAAGACCGCGAAUGAGAAGAGUGAAAACGCAAGUGAAGUAGAAAAAGAGCUUCGUGCUGGUGGUAAUAAAAACGAUGAUCUACUUCCCUCACCAAAAAAGCGGAAGAUCGAACCGCAAUCGAAGGAGGAUGUGCUGGACAAGUAUCGCACAGAAAAAAGCUGGCAAGGCAUAUUUGUGAUGCAAAUUAAAAUACACAGAAAAAUCUAUCAUGGGCAGCCCCAUACCCAUAGCAAGCUGUUUAGGAUAUCACGCAACCCAAAUUUUUUUCUGUAUUUAUUUUUGCAUUACAAAUAUGACCUGCCUGCUCUCUUCUGUGGGAUAACAAGCUCGAGUUGCUGAAAAAGCAAACCGAGAGCGUGAUGGGCAACAUGGACUUGCAGGCUAGUGAGUCCGGUUGGGUCCUCAAAGCCGACGUCACUGGGCUGGAGGGGGACAUCAAGCAGGAACAAGUCGUGAACGAAACAGUCGUGAACGAGACGAAUAAAGACGUGGCAGAUUUUUCUCAGGUGGAGGUGUUUGCAGCCGCGAAUCGUGGUGCUGGCGUUGGGGCUACAGAUCUUGGACGGCGUGCUGGUGCACAGCAUUUAUUUCCGGCAGAACCACCACCAGCACCGGACGAGCAGAAAAAGUCUUCCAUGAAUCUUCAAAAUGCAAAUAGAAACAAGAACAGCUUCCUCCUCCCGCCCGAAGACGACAAUGAAGUGAUCUUGUUGUCAUCCUCCGAAGAUAGUAGCGGAGACAGUCCGCGCUGGCCAGGGGGAAAGACGCUGAAAAAAAUAACGGCGUCAAGUGAGAUCAGCAGUAAAAUAAAAAUGAAUGACGUCGGAGCAGGCAGAUUCAAAAAACCCUCCUCGUCCAGCAGUUCGUCUUCGGAUGCUGUUGAUUUCGACACAGACCACCUCUAUCCGCGGAAAACGACCUUGCAGACGGGACACACGGUGGAGAUGGCGGAGGAUUGGGUGGAAGAUAAUUUGUGCGCCAUCAGUCACAUUUGCGUGCGGGACAGACCCUUUUACGUGGAGAUUCCGCGAGAUGGGUUCGCGCAGAAGGCAGGACCGGGAUAAAAUUAUACCUCUAAAAAUUAUAUAUGGUGAACGCUGGGUCCUCGUUAUCGUUAUCUGACGUCGUUGUGCGAUCAUCGAUUCCGCAAGCAAAGAUUAUGUGAGCUUGAUGCGGCUGAUUGUCUUUCUGCGGACGAUCAUGCCCUUUUGAAGCUUCAUGAAGAAUGCGGACGCUUCUUGUUAGCAAACCUCGGUUCAUUUUUUCCUUGAAAUUAGAUCGAGCUAAGUAGACGCGAAGCAGGACGAAGCUUAUAUCAACAUUUUGAUCCGAUAUUGAUAUUGAUAUGGCAGAAAAUAUAUCAUGCUGGGGAGCGAAGAUAUCUGAUCUCUUCUGGAAAUGCGACAAGAAUCGUCCAAUUUUCAAGGCGACAUUUUGGUAUUGAGAGUACAUUCAUCUCAUAAUUGUUAAUUCCACAAGGGAAUUUCGGUUCGUGACGUGUGGUUGCUUGUGCUCGUAUGAAAGCUAAGGAGAUAGUUAACUCGUCUACCUAGGGUCGUACUCGUUACCUGGGUCUAGCUAAUACAAUGCCUAUUCAUCCGGAUGAGACUACAUGAACUAACGCUGCCUGUGUUUGGCUCAAGCCUUGUGCUUGUUGCCUUUUCUGCUAGUAUGAUCAACCUUUUUUCCUGAGACUGCGUAGCAGUCUGUCGCUGGUGAUCUUCCUGGUGUUCUCAUGCGUUGCACGAUCCACAGUCACAGAACCCUGUCGGUUUUCUGUUUCAU
Messenger RNA from Amoebophrya sp. A120, 3840 nucleotides. Lineage: Eukaryota; Dinophyceae; Syndiniales; Amoebophryaceae. The record is from the annotation of a GenBank genome assembly.